Sesamum indicum (sesame) is the source of this 794-nucleotide messenger RNA. Lineage: Eukaryota; Viridiplantae; Streptophyta; Magnoliopsida; Lamiales; Pedaliaceae. The record is from RefSeq and is a predicted model, not a curated record.
CAAUUAUUAUUAUCUUCCACUUUCAUCUUACUCUCAAUACAAAAAAAUCUUAUCUUAUUUAAAUCAGAGUCAUCUCAAAAUGGAUUAAAUUGCAAGCGAUGACCGGCCAAUAUAUUGAUUGCAAUUUGCAUGUCAUCUUGGGAAAUUUUCAAGGGUAAGAAGUGUAUAUGAUUGGGUAUAGGUAUACUGAUUACUGAAGCUGUAGCAGAGAGUGAGAACACCAGAGAAGAAAGCAGGGUUUUGCAAAAUGAUGCCGUGCUUGAACUUGUCGACUAACGGAUCUGUACCCAUGGCAUUUGGAGGAACAGAGCAGCCUGCUGCUUAUGGGGAGCUGGUCUCCAUUGGAGGUCUUAGCCCUGAUGUCAAUAAGAAGCUGAGUGGUGCUAUUGCUAAUAUACUUGAGACUAAGCUGUCUGUACCAAAAUCACGAUUCUAUCUCAAAUUUUACGAUACAAAGGGUUCCAACUUGGGCUGGAAUGAAGCGACCUUCUAGGUGUCUUACCUUUGAUUUUUUCACAUCUUGUCUAUACAUCAGUGACCGCAUCUGAUGUAUCUGGGUUCUGAUUAACCCACUUGGACGUCUUCUAUUGUUUGUUUCCAUGGAAAUAUCAUAAUGUAUCAUGGACUGGAUGUUACUAUGUCUUUCGACUGAUUUAAACGUUCUUCUAGUACUGAUUUUGAUCCAAACAUUAGGGCAUCUGUUUCUAUCUAUAUAUCUAUUAGAUUAGAGCAUGCAUGCUUUUGUAUAUUAGGCUAGCAGAGUUGUAAUAUCAAUGCGGAAAAAUUUUCAUUCA